This is a messenger RNA of Molossus molossus (Pallas's mastiff bat), 5170 nucleotides long. RefSeq names its product capping protein regulator and myosin 1 linker 1 (gene CARMIL1). Bases 292 to 4356 code for a protein of 1354 amino acids. Lineage: Eukaryota; Metazoa; Chordata; Mammalia; Chiroptera; Molossidae. Gene Ontology annotation, molecular function: protein binding. The transcript is spliced from 37 exons. Gene Ontology annotation, biological process: cell migration; regulation of Arp2/3 complex-mediated actin nucleation. Gene Ontology annotation, cellular component: lamellipodium; plasma membrane. The record is from RefSeq and is a predicted model, not a curated record.
CGAAGCGGAGUCCUGCGGCUCUGUGUCCGUCAGUUCCUCCGUGGGCCGCGGGAGCUGCUAGAAGGAGUCAUGUAGCCGCAGACGCAAGCCCUCCGCGGAUCGGCAACUAUUUAUUUUCAUUUAUUUAUUUUUUUGGGGUGGGGGGCGCGGGGGCGCGGCCAAACUGCCUCUCCCGCCCGCCUUCUCGCCUCUUCCCAUCUGCACGCCGCAUCAGCCUCUCAAAACCGAGGGGAUCCGAGAGGGUGGGGCGGUGAAUCGGAGUGGGACCUGCGGUCCCCUCGCGGAGGAGCCAUGGCGGAGGAGAGCGCCGAGGUGCCCCGCGAGCUGACAGAAAGCAUAAAGGAUGUUAUUGGCAGAAAGAUAAAAAUCUCACUGAAGAAGAAAGUCAAGUUGGAAGUUAAAGGAGACAAAGUUGAAAACAAGGUGCUGGUGCUCACAUCAUGCCGAGCCUUCCUCCUCAUGGCAAGGAUCCCCACCAAGCUUGAGUUGACCUUCAGUUACUUGGACAUUCACGGUGUCACCUGCAGCAAACCCACACAGAUGGUCCUGGAAACUGAGAAGUGCCUUCUGUCCCUGAGGAUGACGUCACCUGAGGCCGUGGACGAGGUGCUGGCCCACGUGGGCUCCUGUCUGCGGAGAACGUUCCCUGGCCAGUCUCCCGUGAAAAUCAUGAGAAGAGUGUCCAUGGAGCCAUCGGAGCGACUGGCCAGCCUCCAGGCCCUGUGGGACAGCCAGCCUGUGGCCGAGCAGGGACCCUGUGGUGGGUUUUCUCAGAUGUAUGCCUGUGUCUGUGACUGGCUGGGAUUCCCGUAUAGGGAAGAAGUACAGUGGGAUGUGGAUACAAUUUAUCUGACACAAGACACCCGGGAGCUGAAUUUACAGGACUUCAGCCAUCUGGACCACAGGGACCUCGUGCCGAUCACCGCCGCCCUGGAGCACAACCAGUGGUUCGCCAAGCUGUCCUCUAAGGACCUCAGGCUGUCCACUGAUGUCUGUGAACAGAUCUUGAGGGUGGUGAGUCGGUCUAAUCGGCUGGAAGAAUUGGUGUUGGAAAAUGCUGGACUUCGAGCGGAUUUUGCACAGAAAUUGGCCAGCGCUCUGGCACAUAACCCUGGCUCAGGACUGCACACGAUCAACCUUGCUGGCAACCCGCUGGAGGACCGAGGUGUGUCCUCCUUAAGUAUCCAAUUUGCCAAACUCCCAAAGGGAUUAAAACAUUUGAAUUUAUCUAAAACCUCAUUGUCGCCCAAAGGGGUGAACAGCCUUUCUCAGUCGCUCAGUGCCAACCCGUUGACCGCCACCACCCUCACCCACCUGGACCUCUCAGGGAACGCCCUUCGUGGAGACGACCUCUCGUACAUGUACAGUUUUCUGGCCCAGCCAAAUGCCCUUACGCAUCUGGAUUUAUCCAACACAGAAUGUUCCCUGGACAUGGUCUGUGGAGCUCUGCUGCGCGGGUGCCUCCAGUGUCUGGCCGUGCUGCGCCUCUCCAGGGCCGUCUUCUCCCACCGGAAAGGAAGAGAGGUCCCACCGUCGUUCAGGCAGUUUUUCAGCAGUUCUCUGGCUCUGACGCACAUCAGCCUCUCAGGCACAAGACUGUCUCCCGAGCCCUUAAAGGCACUGCUGCUCAGCCUGGCCAGCAACCACAACCUGCAGGCUGUGUCCCUGGACCUCAGCAGCUGUGAGCUGAGGUCGGGGGGCGCGCAGGUGUUGGAAGGCUGCAUCGCCGAGAUCCACAACAUCACCAGCUUGGACAUCUCCGACAAUGGCUUGGAAUCGGACCUGUCCACCUUAAUCGUGUGGCUCAGUAAGAACAGAUCCAUACAGCACCUGGCGUUAGGCAAAAAUUUUAAUAACAUGAAAUCCAAAAACCUGACCCCUGUGUUGGACAACUUGGUGCAGAUGAUUCAAGACGAAGAAUCCCCUCUGCAGUCCCUAUCCCUGGCCGACUCCAAGCUCAAGACUGAGGUCACCAUCAUCAUCAACGCCCUGGGAAGCAAUACAUCCCUGACCAGAGUGGACAUCAGCGGGAACGCCAUGGGGGACAUGGGCGCCAAGAUGCUGGCCAAAGCCCUGCAGAUCAACACCAAGCUCAGGACGGUGAUAUGGGACAAGAACAACAUUACGGCACAAGGCUUUCAAGAUAUAGCGGUUGCUAUGGAAAAGAACUACACAUUGCGAUUCAUGCCGAUUCCCAUGUAUGAUGCCGCUCAAGCCCUCAAGACAAACCCCGAGAAAACGGAGGAGGCUCUGCAGAAGAUAGAAAACUACCUGCUCCGGAACCACGAGACCAGGAAGUACCUCCAGGAGCAGGCCUACCGCCUCCAGCAGGGCAUCGUCACCAGCACCACUCAGCAGAUGAUUGACAGGAUCUGCGUGAAGGUCCAGGAUCACCUCAACUCCUUGCGGAACUGCGGGGGAGACGCUGUCCAGGAAGAUUUGAAGUCGGCGGAGCGGCUCAUGCGGGACGCCAAGAACUCCAAGACGUUGUUACCGAAUUUAUACCACGUUGGCAGUGCGUCUUGGGCGGGAGCCAGUGGCUUGUCCAGCCCGAUUCAGGACACGCUGGAGUCGAUGGCCGGGGAGGUCACCAGAGUUGUGGAUGAACAGCUAAAGGCACUGCUGGAGUCCAUGGUGGACGCGGCCGAGAGUCUGUGCCCCAACGUGAUGAAGAAAGCCCACAUCCGGCAGGACCUGAUUCAUGCCAGCGCCGAGAAGAUGUCCAUCCCGCGGACCUUUGUGAAGAACGUGCUGCUGGAGCAGUCGGGGGUGGACAUCCUGAACAAAAUCAGUGAAGUGAAACUGACAGUGGCCUCCUUCCUGUCCGACCGCAUCGUGGAUGAAGUGCUGGACGCGCUUUCUCACUGCCAUCACCGACUGACCGACCACUUCAGCGGACGGGGCAGGCCCCUCGCGCCCCCCGAGGCCGUGGACGCAGAGCCCGCCGGCGGGAAGUUUGCGCAGCGCCCAGCGCUGGUGGUAGAGGAGCUCUCGGAGAUGGAGCGGCUGGAGGACCUGGACACGUGUGUGAUGACCCCCAAGUCCAAAAGGAAGACGAUCCACAGCCGGAUGCUGCGGCCGGUGUCCAGGGCCUUUGAGAUGGAGUUUGACCUGGACAAGGCCCUGGAGGAGGUGCCGAUUCACAUGGAGGACCCACCAUUUCCAUCCGGCCGAGCGGAGAAGCGCAGCUCGGGCUUCAUCCCCGAGCUGCCGUCGGAGGAGGGGAGGAAGCUGGAACAUUUCACCAAGCUGAGGCCCCGGCGCAACAAAAGGCAGCGGCCCACCCAGGCGGCGGUCUGGGCCACGGCCCUUGUCAGCCAGGACGGUGAGCAGAACGGCCUCAUGGGGAGAGUGGACGAAGGGGUGGAUGAAUUCUUCACCAAGAAGGUGACCAAAAUGAGAUCGUCGGCCAGAGGCUCGGAGACCCAUGACCUCGGUGAAGGAGGUGAUGAGAAGAAGAAGAGAGACCCCCGGAAGAGUGGCUUCCUCAAUUUAAUCAAGUCCCGGUCCAGAUCUGAGCGGCCACCAACCAUCUUGAUGACGGAAGAACUGUCCUGCCCGAAAGGGGUGGUCAGAAGUCCGGCUGUGGACACACCCAGGAGGGACUCGAAGCCAGCUGAGCACAACGGCAGCUCUGAGCAGGCAGAGGAGCUAGAAGCGCCCGAGUCCCUAGAGGAAGGUCAGGGGGAGGACGCAGGGAAGCCGGGGCACAGCGGCAGCCCCCAGGGAGGCCGGCGGUCGCGCGUCCAGGUGAUGGGCAGCGGCCUGCUGGCGGAGAUGAAGGCCAAGCAGGAGCGGAGGGCCGCUUGUGCACACAAGAAGCUUGGGACUGACACCAUCUCCCCGGAGUCUUCCAGCCUGGCCAUGGGCACGGAACUGUUGGAUGGAGGUGGGGCAGUGCCUAAACUGUACUCCGCUCUUCCGGGGACCCCAGAAAAGAAUGCCAAAGCCGACCCCAGAGUGGACAUGGGCUCCCGGGGCCGGAGCUCCUCCAUCUCCAAUGUGGCCCUGCAGUCGCCCAAGCCCAGCCCGGCAGCACGGCCUGCCAUCCCGCAGAAGCCGCGGGCUACCCUGCGGCCUGAGGACGCCCCGGACUCUCCACCCGGCCUCGGUUCCCCCAAAGUUGCUCUUCUUCCUCCUGUCCUGAAAAAAGUCCCCAUGGACAAGGAGAGAGAAGGCCGUGGGAGUCCUCAGUCCAGCCCCAGGUUUUCCCAGGAAGUUUCGAGGAGAAGCUGGGGCCAGCCACCCCAGGAGUACCAGGAACAGAAGCCAUGGUCCCCCAGCAAAGACGGCCGGCAAGGCAGCAAGUCCAGUGACUCGGGGGAGGAAGCAGAGAAAGAAUUUAUCUUCGUGUGAAGGUUCCGCCCUGCAGAAGGCCCUGAGCAGGGCCUUGGUGGGCCUUCGGGGGCCCACGGCAGCCCCCCUCCUCCACACUCUUCUCUUGGUGCUUCUUUCUUUUCCUUUUUCCUUUUUUUUUUGAAAACAAAACCAGAUCCAUUUCUUGGUAAUCAAAGCACAUUUGUGUGGGCUUCUCCCAGCCCUCGGCCUUUAAUUCCUCAGCAUUCCUUCCUGUGCCUUCAGCGAAGCCACCAACUACCCUGUGGGCCGUACUUGAAUUUCUCUGAGGCAGCUGCCCUCUGCCCACAGGAGGAGUGUUUGCGGGUACACGAGGCGAGUGGACACUCCUUGCACAAGGGCACCGUCCAGGUGACCCUGGGCCCUGCUGCUCUACCUGUGUCAAACCGGCACUUGGCUCGUAGAGCAGCCCACUCACGCUGUCUGCACAGCACAGUUACCUUCCCAGAGCACACUAAUGCAGCGUUAUGUAGAUUAUAGAUGUGAGGUCUUGGAUGUGGUUUCUGCAUGGUCCUGGGGGAGUGUCUUCCUUCCUGACGAGGGGUGUGUGUUCCAUCCCACACAGCCGGCGACCUUGGCAGCCGCCGUCACGCAGCGUGAGAACAGAGGCCGCGGCUGCUGCUCCUGUGCGCCCAGAUUCAUGUGUAUAGUUGAUUGGAAUGAGGGUUUAUGGAUAUUUGUGUUUUUUUAUUUCUUUAAUUUCUGUCUGCAUAUUAGCUUUGAGUGUGUGAUUUUAAGAGAGAAUACUUUGACACCUGUAAAAAGAUCAAAAUACUACUCUUUUAAGACAUUUCACAAAUAGUCACUUACAUGG